UAAAAAUAAAAAAUUCCUGGCCCAAGGUGCAGAUAAUAGAAUUGUGGAGCAGAACAAUCAAUUAAAAUUACAAGUUGUCAUUUAUUCGAUUACCCUUUUUUCCUUUUCGAAUAAAGAAUAAAUUGAGAUAGAAUGAGAAAUGGUUCAUCCAACCAUAACAAUUUAAUCAAUUACACUAAACUUGCCACAUAUAAUCUAAUAUAGCCGUUGGCCUUCUCCAUACAAAUAUAUAAACGUCACUUCAACAAACAAAGAUCUCUCACUAGAUUUCUUCUUCAGCAACUAAAGAUUUUACUUGAAGCUACACUUCAAAAAUCUUCUUGACAACAUUUGUUUGUUUUUGAAGAUCUUGAAUUCCAAUAAAAAGAUGACCUCAACUCGUUGCGCUGCUUGUAAACAUUUGAGAAGGAGAUGCCCACCAGAUUGCAUAUUUUCUCCUUAUUUUCCUUCUGAUAAUCCUCAAAGAUUUGCUUAUGUUCACAGAAUCUAUGGUGCUAGCAAUAUUGCAAAGAUUCUCCAGGACCUGCCUGUGCACAUACGAGGCGAGGCAGCAGAUUCAUUGUACUACGAGGCUCAUUGUCGAAUGAAAGAUCCCAUUCAUGGCUGUGUUGGAAUAAUCACUCUUUUGCAUCAGCAAAUAUACAAUGCACAAACUCAGCUGUCAAAAAUUCAAGCUGAAAUUGCAGUUCUAAGUGCUAAGGCACAAACUGAGUCUCAUUAUCAGCACCAAGUUGAACACGUGCCAAAUGUUGAUGAAAAUUUCUAGUAAA
Messenger RNA from Olea europaea var. sylvestris, 770 nucleotides. Its product is annotated as LOB domain-containing protein 24-like. Lineage: Eukaryota; Viridiplantae; Streptophyta; Magnoliopsida; Lamiales; Oleaceae. The record is from RefSeq and is a predicted model, not a curated record. The transcript has 2 exons. The coding region runs from base 368 to 766 and encodes 132 amino acids.